Molecule: messenger RNA, 6303 nt
Organism: Microdochium trichocladiopsis
Lineage: Eukaryota; Fungi; Ascomycota; Sordariomycetes; Xylariales; Microdochiaceae
Product: putative fatty acid synthase subunit beta
Exons: 2
Coding region: 1-6303 (2100 amino acids)
Biological process (GO): long-chain fatty acid biosynthetic process
Cellular component (GO): fatty acid synthase complex
Molecular function (GO): [acyl-carrier-protein] S-acetyltransferase activity; enoyl-[acyl-carrier-protein] reductase (NADH) activity; fatty acid synthase activity
Source: RefSeq, a predicted model, not a curated record
AUGUACGGCGCUGGAACUGGCACCGGUCCUCAGACCGGAGUCUCUACUCCCCGCACAUCCGCGUCCCUCCGCCCUCUGACUCUCUCACACGGCUCCCUCGAGAACUCGUUCUUGGUGCCCACAAACCUACACUUCCACGCCUCUCAGCUCAAAGACCGCUUCACUGCCAGUCUUCCUGAGCCGACAGACGAGCUCGCCCAGGAUGACGAGCCUUCUUCCGUUGCCGAGCUGCUCGGUCGCUACAUGGGCUUUGUCGCCAAUGAGAUUGACGAGGGUGAGGAUGAUGAGUAUGGCUCGUACGAAGAGGUUCUCAAGCUCGUUCUGAACGAGUUCGAGCGUGCCUUCCUACGCGGCAACGAUGUCCACGUUCUGGCCAAGGGCCUGCCAGGCAUCCCGGCAAAGCAGAUUGGCGUGGUAAAAGCCUACUACGCUGCCCGCUCCGUAUCAAACAGAGCCAUCAAGCCCCGGGAGUCGGCUCUGACAAGAGCUGCCGAGGACGGCGAUGCCACUCUUUACAGCAUCUUUGGCGGUCAAGGAAACAUCAUUGAGUACUUUGACGAGCUCCGUGAGCUCUACGACACCUACCCGGCUUUUGUAGGCGAGCUUGUGACCUCGUCGGCGGACCUUCUUCAGAGCCUCGCCGCAGACCCCAGAGCUGAGAAGAUGUACGCCAAGGGUCUCGACGUCAUGUCAUGGCUGCAGUCGAAAGACACCACGCCUAACGACGACUACCUCAUCUCGGCCCCCGUGAGCUUGCCACUGAUUGGUCUAGUGCAGCUUUGCCACUACCAGGUCCUCGGAAAGGGCCUUGGUGUCCACCCUGGCAUUCUCCGUGAGCGCAUGGAGGGCGCCACUGGUCACUCUCAGGGCAUUGUCGUUGCUGCCGCGGUAGCGGCUGCGGACUCUUGGGAGACCUUCGAGAAGGUGGCCAAGGAUGCCCUCACCAUUCUUUUCUGGAUCGGUGCGCGCAGCCAGCAGGUCUUCCCUCGGACUUCUAUGACUCCUGGCAUGCUCAAGGACUCGGACGAGAACGGCGAGGGUGAGCCGUCGCCCAUGCUUAGCAUUCGUGAUCUGCCGCAGAGCGCUGUGCAGAAGCACAUUGAUGCCACCAAUCAGUACCUCCCUGAGGACCGCCACAUCGCCAUCUCUCUCAUCAACAGCCCGCGGAACAUGGUUGUUACUGGCCCGCCGACUUCACUGUACGGUCUGAACCUGCAGCUCCGCAAGGUCAAGGCUCCAACCGGCUUGGACCAGACUCGCGUGCCUCACACUGAGCGCAAGGUCCGUUUCGUGAACCGUUUCCUGCCAAUCACCGCGCCAUUCCACAGCAAGUACCUCGCCGAGGCUACCAAGCUCAUCGAUGAGGACCUGAAGGACGUCCAGAUUGACGCGAAGUCUCUGGGCAUCGCCGUGUUCAACACCUUCACUGGCGAAGAUUUGAGGAGCGAGGCCAAGGGCAAUGUCGUCCCCUCCUUGGUGCGCAUGAUUACGCGCGAUCCAGUCAACUGGGAGAAGGCGACGGUCUUCGAGGAUGCGACUCACAUUCUCGACUUCGGCCCCGGCGGUAUCUCCGGUCUCGGUAUCCUCACCAACCGCAACAAGGAGGGUACUGGCGUUCGCGUCAUCCUCGCCGGCACUAUUGACGGUUCCCCCCAGGACGUUGGCUACAAGUCUGAGCUCUUUGACCGUGACGAGGAACACGCUGUCAUCUAUGCGACGAACUGGGUCAAGGAGUACGCUCCUCGCCUAGUCAAGACUACCAGCGGCCACACCUACGUCGACACAAAGAUGAGUCGGCUGUUGGGUACACCUCCCCUUAUGGUCGCUGGUAUGACUCCUUCCACGGUCCCUUGGGACUUUGUGGCAGCGACCAUGAACGCAGGUUACCACAUCGAGCUGGCUGGUGGAGGUUACUACAAUGCCAAGACGAUGACUGAGGCUCUCACCAAGAUCGAGAAGGCGAUCCCUGCAGGCCGUGGUAUCACUGUCAACCUUAUCUACGUGAACCCGAGAGCCAUGGGCUGGCAGAUUCCCCUCAUUGGUCGCCUCAGGGCCGAAGGCAUCCCGAUCGAGGGUCUCACUAUUGGCGCCGGUGUCCCGUCGCUCGAAGUGGCUCAGGAAUACAUCGAUACCUUGGGUCUCAAGCACAUUGCUUUCAAGCCCGGCUCGAUGGAGGCCAUCCAGGCUGUGAUCAACAUCGCCAACGCGAACCCCACCUUCCCGGUCAUUCUUCAGUGGACCGGUGGUCGCGGUGGUGGCCAUCACUCCUUCGAGGACUUCCACCAGCCCGUCCUUCAGAUGUACGGGCGGAUCCGCAGAGCUGAGAACAUCAUCCUUGUCGCCGGAAGUGGUUUCGGUGGUGCCGAGGAUACCUACCCCUACCUCACCGGUGAAUGGUCCAAGGCCUAUGGCUACCCUCCCAUGCCGUUCGAUGGUCUCAUGUUCGGCAGCCGCAUGAUGGUUGCCAAGGAGUGCCACACUAGCAGGAACGCCAAACAAGCCAUUGUUGACGCGCCUGGCGUUGGCGACGAUGAGUGGGAGAAGACAUAUAAGGGCCCUGCCGGUGGAGUUAUCACCGUCCGCUCCGAGAUGGGCGAGCCCAUCCACAAGCUUGCCACUCGGGGUGUCCGCUUCUGGGCUGAGAUGGACCAGAAGAUCUUCAGCUUGGCCAAGGAGAAGCGCCUUGUCGAGCUCAAGAAGGGCCGCGAGCACAUCAUCAAGAAGCUCAACGAUGACUUCCAGAAGGUCUGGUUUGGAAAGAACAAGGCUGGCGAGACCGUGGACCUUGAGGACAUGACCUACGCCGAAGUCGUGCGCCGCAUGGUCGAGCUGCUCUACGUGAAGCAUCAGUCUCGCUGGAUCGACCCUUCCUACACCAGGCUAGUUGGUGACUUCAUCCACCGUAUCGAGGAGCGCUUCACUACCAGCCCAGGACAGUCCUCGCUUCUCCAGAACUACUCUGACCUGGAGGACCCCUUUGGCACUGUCGAGAAGAUUUUGUCUCAUUACCCUGAGGCCGAGGACCAGAUCAUCAACGCUCAAGACUCGCAGCACUUCCUAAUGCUCUGCAAGCGGAGAGGUCAGAAGCCCCCUACCUUCGUUCCUGCUUUGGAUGGGGACUUUGAGUUCUGGUUCAAGAAGGAUUCCCUCUGGCAGUCUGAGGACCUGGACGCCGUCAUUGACCAGGACGUUGGCCGCACAUGUAUUCUCCAAGGUCCGGCCGCCGUGCGGUUCUCGACCAAGAUCGACGAGCCCAUUCAAGAAAUUCUGGACGGCAUCCACCACGCCCACAUUGAGAGCCUGACCACAGACCUCUACCAGAGCAAGGCUGCUUCCAUCCCUGCCAUUGAAUACUUUGGUGGCAAGCUCGUCGAGACCGAGACCGCUCUUGACAUCGAUGGUCUCUUCAUCACAGAGGAUGAGCAGAAGAGCACUUUCCGCCUGUCUCUCGCUCCGUCCGUUGUACUGCCUGCGGACGACGCUUGGAUGUCUCUUCUGGCUGGACCCAAGCGGUCAUGGAGACAUGCUCUCUUCACCUCUGACAUCAUUGUUCAGGGUCAGAAGUUCCAGACCAACCCUCUGAAGCGCAUCUUCUCUCCUGUCCGCGGACUCUUUGUCGAGAUCCAGUAUCCCAAGGAUCCCUCCAAGACUGUCAUCAUUGUCCGCGAGCAACCCCGGCACAACCAGUACUCUGAGGUUAUUCGGGUGCACCGCGAUGGCCAGGGCGUUAUCCACGUCGACAUGAUCAAGGACACCAAUGCUCUUGGCAAGCCUGUCGCCCUCCCCCUGCUCUUCACCUACCACCCUGAGGCUGGAUAUGCACCCAUUCGGGAGGUCAUGGAAGGCCGCAACGACCGCAUCAAGGAGUUUUACUGGCGCGCGUGGUUUGGAGGCGAUGAGCUGCAGCUCGACGCCCCUGUCACUAGCAAGUUCGAUGGUGGUGAAACUACCAUCACCAGCGAGGCCAUCAACGACUUCGUCCACGCUGUUGGCAACACUGGCGAGGCUUUUGUCGAUCGUCCUGGCAAGGAGGUGGUUGCUCCUAUGGACUUCGCCAUCGUCGUUGGCUGGAAGGCUAUCACCAAGCCGAUCUUCCCCCGCCGCAUCGAUGGUGAUUUGCUCAAGCUUGUCCACUUGUCAAACGGCUUCAGAAUGAUGCCUGGUGCGGAGCCCCUCAAGAAGGGUGACAAGGUCAAGACCACUGCUCAGAUCAAUGCCGUCGUCAACCAGGAAUCUGGCAAGAUGGUUGAGGUCUGUGGCACGAUUUUCCGCGACGGCCAGGCUGUCAUGGAGGUGACUUCCCAAUUCCUCUACCGCGGUGUCUACACCGACUUCGAGAACACCUUCCAGCGCAAGAUCGAGACUCCCAUGCAGAUUCAUCUGACCACCACCAAGGACAUCGCUGUUCUCAAGUCCAAGGACUGGAUCAGCUUUGAUAAUGACAUGGAUCUUCUUGGCCAGACCCUGACCUUCCGUCUGCAGAGCUUCGUCGAGUUCAAGAACAAGACAGUCUUCAGAAGUGUGGAGACAAGGGGCCAGGUCCUCCUGGAGCUCCCCACCAAGGAGAUCAUCCAGGUGGCCAGCGUCGACUAUGUUGCCGGUGUCUCCCACGGCAACCCCGUCAUUGACUACCUUGAGCGCAACGGCUCUUCUAUCGAGCAGCCUGUCAACUUUGAGAACCCCAUUCCACUCAACGGCAAGGCGCCACUCCAGCUCAAGGCCCCUGCGUCGAACGAGACUUACGCCAAGGUCUCUGGCGACUACAACCCCAUCCACGUCUCGCGCGUCUUCUCCAGCUACGCCAACCUUCCCGGCACCAUCACCCACGGCAUGUACUCCAGUGCUGCCGUUCGCAGCUUGGUUGAGACGUGGGCUGCUGAGAACAACGUCGGCCGCGUUCGUAGCUUCCACGCCUCGCUCGUCGGCAUGGUCCUGCCCAACGAUGACAUCCAGGUCAGACUGCAGCACGUCGGUAUGGUUGGUGGUCGCAAGAUCGUCAAGGUCGAAGCCAGCAACGCCGAGACCGAGGAGAAGGUUCUGCUUGGCACGGCCGAGGUUGAUCAGCCCGUGACCACUUACGUCUUCACCGGCCAAGGUUCUCAGGAGCAAGGCAUGGGUAUGGAAUUGUACAACAACAGUGCUGUCGCCAAGGAGGUCUGGGAUCGUGCUGACAAGUUCCUGCUUGACAACUAUGGCUUCUCCAUUCUGAACAUUGUCAAGAACAACCCCAAGGAGCUCACCGUGCACUUUGGUGGCCCUCGCGGCAAGGCUAUCCGCGAGAACUACAUGACCAUGACUUUCGAGACCGUCGCUGCUGACGGCACAGUCAAGUCCGAGCGCAUCUUUAAGGGCAUCGAUGCCAAGACGACGUCCUACACCUACAAGUCUCCUACUGGUCUUCUGUCUGCUACGCAGUUCACCCAGCCUGCCUUGACCCUCAUGGAGAAGGCUGGCUUCGAGGACAUCAAGGCCAAGGGUCUUGUCCCACGCGAGAGCACGUACGCCGGUCACUCUCUCGGAGAGUACUCUGCGCUUGCCUCCAUGGCCGAGGUCAUGCCCAUCGAGUCUCUCGUCUCUGUCGUGUUCUAUCGUGGUCUGACCAUGCAGGUCGCCGUCGAGCGUGACGAGCAGGGACGCUCUAACUACUCGAUGUGCGCCGUCAACCCUAGCCGCAUCUCCAAGACCUUCAACGAGGAGGCUCUGCGCUUCGUGGUUGCCAACAUUGCGGAGGCAACUGGAUGGCUUCUUGAGAUUGUCAACCUCAACGUUGCCAACCAGCAGUACGUCUGCGCUGGCGACCUGCGCGCCCUCGAUACCCUGACGAACGUUCUCAACAUUGUCAAGGCUCAGAAGGUUGACAUUGCUCAGCUUACCAAGGAGCUGAGCCCCGAGGAUGUCAAGGCUCACCUGCUGGAGAUUGUCAAGGGAGCCGCAGCCCAGACUGAGGCCAAGCCCAAGCCUAUUGACCUCCAGCGUGGCUUUGCUACAAUCCCGCUCAAGGGUAUCGAUGUGCCCUUCCACUCUACCUUCUUGCGCUCUGGAGUCAAGCCCUUCCGGUCUUUCCUGCUCAAGAAGAUCAACAAGACUGCCAUCAACCCUGCUCUCCUGGUCGGAAAGUACAUCCCCAAUGUCACUGCCCGACCAUUUGAGCUCACGAAGGAGUACUUCCAAGAGGUUUACAACCUUACCAACUCACCCAGGAUUGCUGCCAUCCUUGAGAACUGGGAGAAGUACCAAGACGAGCCUAACGGCUCGUCUGUCGGUGGUAGCGACGACUCGUACGUCAAGGUUGAGGGUAACUAA